Messenger RNA from Syngnathus typhle (broad-nosed pipefish), 3291 nucleotides. RefSeq names its product ERBB receptor feedback inhibitor 1. The transcript has 4 exons. Gene Ontology annotation, cellular component: extrinsic component of cytoplasmic side of plasma membrane. Lineage: Eukaryota; Metazoa; Chordata; Actinopteri; Syngnathiformes; Syngnathidae. Bases 190 to 1200 code for a protein of 336 amino acids. The record is from RefSeq and is a predicted model, not a curated record. Gene Ontology annotation, biological process: negative regulation of epidermal growth factor receptor signaling pathway; regulation of keratinocyte differentiation.
GACGUCACUGAGCCACUGUGAGCGCACCUCGCACUGUUGUUGACGGACGAUAAUGCACAUGGCUGCGUUGUGGAUACGAACGAGAGAUGGAGUAGAGACUGAAUGACAGUCGCACUGGUUGCGAUGCAGCGAUCAUGAGUUAAAUGGAAAGACCCGAAUGUUUUCUGAGACAAGCCUUGCCGACACAACAUGAGUGAGAACAACUGGGGACAUGACUUCAGCAGAGUGUGCUUGGGCCUGCCGAGCGGCCAUGUGGAACACAACCUGACCGAGCAGCAAAUGGUCCAAGAUUGCAACCCAAACCUCGUCCUACCAAAGUUUCCAUCCUAUUCUGAUUCCUACUGCCUCCCAUUGGAAAAGACACUUGGACCACAUGAAGGAGACCAGGUGGUGCCUCAUUGUUCUGCCCACAGAUGGACAGUGUGUUGGGGCCCGCAGAGAGAAGCCAAACCAUUGCCGCCGUUACCUGACCCUGAGGAGCUCAUGUCCGACGAGGCGGCGGAUAAUGAGGUGGAAUUCUUCACCAGCGAGCGACGCCCACUUUUGCCCAAAAGCUGCCCUAAAAUGGUGUGCGGGAGCAGAGGUCAAGUUAAUGCCGCCUAUCAGGGAACAGCGUCACAGCCUGGGAACUCCGCCUUGGCCUUCUCCUGGCCUGGCAGAGAGGACAAAUCAACAAGCAGAGAGGUCGAGCUCGGCGCUUCAGUUUCCCUGGCAGACAACCAGCAGGAUACAUUGUGGAGUAGACAUGCAGACCAUAAACUCAACUGCUUCACCUCCUCAGCCAUCCCUUCUGAGAAGCCCCAAAUUCCUCCUCGUAUCCCAAUCCCUCCAAAAACCUACCUUAAGACUGCGGCUGGCGAGGAUAAGCCACCCAAAAUCCCUCCAAGAGUCCCACUGGUGCCCCCGUGCCCACCACGUUCCCCGAGUCCCAAAAGCCUCCCGAUUUACAUCAACGGCGUGAUGCCGGCUACACAGAGUUUUGCUGCUAACCCGAAAUAUGUGAGCAAGUCGCUGCUGAGCGAGAGGGCGCCUUCGGUGGCUCAGCUCACUCCUUGCAUCGUUCCCAUUUUGAAGGACGGCAGACAGGCCAGCGCCACGCACUACCUUCUUCUCCCGCCGCGGCAAAAGACAUUGGCGGACAGACGAGGGCGACUCUUGAGUGAACCCGCCAGGUUGGGAAACGGAUGGCAGAACCGUUAAACUCCUAUGAGCCUGACUUAUGUGGCGUUCGCAAAACAGACAUGGAAGUUGAUCUACCGACCAAGCCUUUGCCAAACAGAUAUAGCUGCGCAAUUCGGGUCAAAACAGGCAAAACACAGUGAGAAGUUGAUGCAAAUAGUCAUUUCGCACAUUCAAUAUGAUUCCUCAAACCUGAAACAAAUAUUUCUGUCUUUAAAUACAGCGUUUAAAAGGCGGGUGUAAACCAAGGACCAUUGUGGCGAGGUGUUGGCAAAGUGAAAGGCGACGAAAGGAAUGGAUCUUUUCUCACUCGUGAACAUUUCUGAAAUGCGUCUAUUCUGCUAUGCAGGUUUCAAUACAAUACAUCCAAUUCCCAAGCUUUAUGAAUUAAUAAAAUCAAACAAAACAUGGCUUCGAUACGAUUGUAGGCUUUCCUAAAAUAAGACCUUUAAAUUCUGCAGUCCUAAAUCGGUUGUUCUCCACCACUCUUAAUGCGUUCCCAGUUACACCGCCAUCCUCAUGGAUCAUGCUCACCAAGAAUGCAUGUAAUCUUUUACACCUACGCUAUUCGGGAGCUUAGUCAAUUAAGCCAUAGGAGUUUUAAAAGGAGAAAAUGGUCGCUUGAACCAUUCCUUUAGCUUAGAAGCUUCCGGCUGUGAAAUAUGGCUAAAUAGUGUAACAUAAUAGUAGCUCACUGCGGAACCUUCAAAUGGUUAGCCCGGACAUGUUUUGUUUUGCCAGGCGUUUUGUAGAUGAAAUCAAUGGGCUGAUAGGGUACACCUACUAUUAAUUGGUAUCAUCUGGCAACUGCUUAUAACUGGUUAUUUGUGGCCUGCCACAAAUGGUGAACAUUCAUUAUUAAAUGCCCCCCAUUGCCGAUAAAUGCCAGAAGGUGGUGGCAAAACCGUACUUUCCAUUAGACAGGGCUACGGCCUGACUAAAUGAAGUUCCUUCACCUCAUAAUACAGUGCCAAACCACCCCAUACAUUAAGACGUUUUUAUUUUCUCAGGAAAUAUUACCCGAGCAUUUAUAAGCAGAAAUAUUUAUUUAGCAGUUUUUAAAUGGCGUUGGAAGAGCACAGUACACCGACACGAUAGCAUCAGUAGGAUGUGUCCUUAAACAAGACUGACUGAAAGUGUGACAAGAUCCACAAGCUGAAUUCAUGUGCCUUAUCUUUUAAUAGUGAAAUAUUUUUCUUUAAAAAACAAACAAAAAAUGUUAACAGCACUGUGUGUUUGUCUGUUGUUUCUAACAUUUUGCCAAUGAUUAUUAGUACAGUAUUUGCUCCAGGUCAACCUGGAAAUCCUCUUAACAUUCCAGUAUUCUCUCUCUCGAGUUGUAGGAUUUAGUUGCCUUGUCGUUCCUGAGGAACUUCCUUUGGGGACAAUAUUUUAUUCCAGUACUCUGUAACGUUCCAAUGACAAAACAUGCUGCAAUCCAAACAGAGCAGAUUCUAAAAUACGCUAUGUAGUGCACACUUAAAUGUGACCAUAUAAUUACUGUUUCAACAAGCUGGGCUUGUGUCAGACGUCAUUCCAUGUUUUAAAUUUCUUUAAGAUGCUGCUUGAAAUUCUAUGUACGUAUUUAUAAUAUCAUUCAUUAUGACGACUGAUUGAACAAUGAACACAACAAUGGCACAACACAGCCCUAAUUUAGUGUCUUAUUUGUAUCCAUAAAUCGUUCCAUUACGUCUGUCUUUUAGCUCUGGUUAUUGUAAAAUCGCAAAAGAAGAAUCAGUGGAACAUUUACUACCAACAAUAACUGAUUUAUUUUCAUGAGGUUAACUGACAAAAGUUUGUCAUAGCAAAAAAAUCAAAAUAUGAAAGUCAUUUUAAAUUAUGCAAACAUUGCAAUUCUUUUCUCAACAGUGUCCAGUGAACACAACGGGCACAUAUAAUUUGUAUUUGUCAAAUCAGCAAAAACACAGUACACUACCUACAGUGUGUAUGCGUUUGUGUUCAUAUGUGCGGAUGCGUUGGGCAUGAUGUUACAUUUCCUCCUGAGAGGAUCAGUGCGGUGUUUACAACCUUGGUUACACUGACAAGUUUCACAUUCUCGAGAAGGUUAUGUGUCCACCUCAGCCACAGUAUAAAAUGUUUGGAAAUUAUGUG